Prorocentrum cordatum is the source of this 1057-nucleotide messenger RNA. NCBI's taxonomy places the organism in Eukaryota, Dinophyceae, Prorocentrales, Prorocentraceae. The record is from the annotation of a GenBank genome assembly.
ACUGAGAAGGGUGGCGUGGCAGGGUGGGCGGGCAGACGUGGCAGCGGGGGGAGGAGCGGAAGGGGAGGGGCGAGGGCGAGGCGGACGCGUGGGAGGGUGGGGGAGAGGGCAGAGCAAAAAACAGGCACAUCUGCUUUCCAGCGCAGGAGUCGCCGCACUGGCUGCGGAGCGGCGCGCACGGCGUCCACGAAGGGGCCGCACAGGGCGCCUUCCCACGGCCGCUCGGCCGCUGCACCACCGGCCCCACCACAGCAACGCAGGCCACCUCGAGCCCAAAGCGUGGCCCUGCGUGGCCCGGCGUGGCCGCGCCUCACUCCCGGACCGCAGGCCCGUCGUGGCGAAACCAGAGCACCACGCUGCUCCGCACGCCGCCCCUCCAGGGCAGGGUCUCGUGCUCGUGCUGGCCCCAGUGCAUCAGGACGGUGCCGGGCGCAAAGCUGCCGAAGUCGAUCGUCUCUGGCCCACCCUCGACGCUGUCGUUCGUGCGCAGGCGCCUCAGGCCGUGGAAGCGCACCUCGGUGCCCCUCAAGUCCUCGGAGGCCUCGAGGAAGAGGUUCAGGGUGAAGAGGCACUUGUCGACGUGCCGCCGCAAGACCUGAUUGGAGCCCUCCUCGUAGGAGAUGAAGAAGCCGGAGUCCAGGGUGAGGUCGCCCGCGCUGAGGCCGAAGUGCCCGAGCAGGGGCCGCUCGACGGCUGCCAGCAGCGCGGGCACCACGUACCGCGGAAACGGCGUCUUCGCCACGUCCAGGGAGUACCGGUGCAGCGUGUUGAACGACUCGCUCGUGAGGAGCGACUGCCGCAAAUUCGAAGCCCAGUCUGCGCUUCCUCCGCGUCGAAAGCGUCACCGACGGUCUCGUGCACCAAGCCGUGUCGGCACAGCUCCUCCUCCAUGCGCGGGCCGCAUGCCAGGUGCCGCGACCCCCGCGGUGACCUUCGCGCCGCGGGAUGCCACGCCGACGUGCGCCAGAGCGCUGCCUCGAGCCGAUAUGGCUACGGUUAGGUCGGGCAUGUCCUCCUACAGGCGGACUAUGAAAGGACACAUUAAGAACUAGUCAGA